Asparagus officinalis (garden asparagus) is the source of this 1337-nucleotide messenger RNA. RefSeq lists its product as uncharacterized. The coding region runs from base 26 to 1318 and encodes 430 amino acids. NCBI's taxonomy places the organism in Eukaryota, Viridiplantae, Streptophyta, Magnoliopsida, Asparagales, Asparagaceae. The record is from RefSeq and is a predicted model, not a curated record. The transcript has a single exon.
GAAGGACCCAAAGUAAAAAGCAGCUAUGCAUGAGGAGCUAGGAGCUCUUGAGAAGAACCGCACUUGGGAGCUAAUAAAAUUACCAGAAGGGAAGAGAGCAGUUGGGUGCAAGUGGGUCUUCACUGUGAAGCAGAAUCCAGAUGGACAAGUUAAGCGCUACAAGGCUCGUCUGGUGGCAAAAGGGUAUAGUCAGACAUAUGGCAUCGAUUAUGAUGAGACUUUUGCACCCGUGGCGAAGAUGAGCACUAUUCGGACCUUAAUCUCUCUGGCAGUAAAUGGUGGAUGGAAGCUACACCAACUAGAUGUGAAGAAUGCAUUUCUUCAUGGAGAUCUAGUGGAGGAGGUAUACAUGGAGAUACCACUAGGAUUCGGUACAGAUCAGACAGUGGGAAAGGUCUGCAGAUUGAAAAAGUCUCUCUAUGGGCUGAAGCAAUCUCCUCGUGCUUGGUUUGAUAGAUUCAGAAAGGCUAUGAUAGGUAUGGGAUACCAGCAGAUUAAUGCCGAUCAUACCGUAUUCUUUCGACGGAGUGAAAGUCACAUCACCAUGCUUACAGUAUAUGUGAAUGAUAUGAUUAUUACAGGGGAUGAUGAGAAGGAGAUUGCCCAACUCAAAGUGAGACUGGGUAAGGAAUUCGAGGUGAAAGAUCUUGGCUUGCUUCGAUACUUUCUUGGAAUAGAGAUAGCUCGAGGAGCGGAGGGGAUCGUCCUAUCCCAGAGAAAGUAUGCACUGGAUCUUCUCAAGGAGACAGGAAUGUUAGGGUGCAAACCUGUAACUACACCGAUCGACCAGAAGUUUAAGCUGGGUGCUGAAGCUGGAGAACCAGUUGAUCGUGACAGAUACCACAGGCUGGUGGGCAGGUUGAUCUAUCUGAGACACACACGUCCCGAUAUCUCUUUUGCAGUGAGUGUGGUGAGUCGCUACAUGCACGAUCCGAGGAAUGGUCAUAUGGAUGCUGUGUACCAGAUUCUGAGAUAUUUGAAGAGUGUCCCCGGAAAGGGACUGAUAUUCAGAAAGAAUGGACAUGUGAGCAUCGAGGGUUAUUGCGACUCUGAAUUGGCUAGCUGUGCUGAUGACAGGAGGUCCACCUCAGGAUAUUGUAUCUUUAUAGGAGGUAACUUGGUCUGGUGGAAGAGCAAGAAGCAAUCGGUGGUAGCGAGAUCAACAGCUGAAGCAGAGUAUAGAGCCAUGGCCUUGGGAGUUGCGGAGUUAUUGUGGUUGAAGAGUAUGCUGGUGGAGCUGAAACUGGAUCAAGGAGCAAAGAUGAAACUGUGGUGUGAUAACAAGUCAGCCAUCAGUCUCGCCAAUAACCCAGUGUAGCAUGAUAGAACCAAACACA